CAUUGAGAGCGCGCUUCAAUGCUCAGGCUUUUCUCUCGCGAGGAAGGACGCCAUUAUCGGACUCUUCACAAACAACACGAGAAUUCAUCACUCACACGGUUUAAAGGAUGUCAGAGCAAGAUUUGGUGGAGAUUGUCCAGAUUGCGGUGGCAGAUUUGAAUAAUGAGGGUCACCAAACUGAUGACCUGGACAAUAAUGAAGGGCCUGAACAACCUGAACAACCAGUGAGGAAGCGUGCAAGAAUGGAGCGUAAUCAAGAGUCUCUUAAAUCAAUGCUGAUAUCAAUAAGCCAGACUAUAUGCCAGCGCCUUGACAACAUGGAGGCUAAGCUGCAGGGCUUAGAGUCCACCUGUCGAAAUUUGGUGGAGAAGGUAGACAUAGUGGCAAGGUGCAACCAGGGAGCCAUACAGGUACCAAUGGUGGCCGGGUCCCCAUUUGGAGCCACUCAGACUAGUGACAAAGUGCGCUGCGUUGUUCCCCAGACAAACGUCAUAGUGAGCAGCGAGAAGUCGAAGACUUUGAAAGAGGAGAUUGCGGCACGCUCCUCAGACUCUUUGGAGAACCUGCUGAGCAAUACCGUUGGGCGAGGAAAACAGAAGACCAUCGUGCUGAAGGUGCCGGUCCAUGAAGAGAUUCAUGACGAUCAGGAAAGUGGCUCUGAAACGAGUGAUUCGGUGUCCAACAGUGGCCAACAGUCAUCUCAGGGCACCAACAAUGUGACGCUCAUAACGCUUAACUCGGAGGAGGACUUUCCAAACGGAACGUGGCUGGGUGACGAGAACAACCCAGAGAUGCGCGUGCGCUGCCCGGUGUCUCACACCGACAUGCUGCACAUCACCACCAACUGCCGCACGGCGGAGAAGAUGGCGCUGACGCUGCUGGACUACCUGUUUCACCGUGAGGUGCAAGCGGUCUCCAACCUCUCCGGUCAGGGCAAGCACGGCAAGAAGCAACUGGACCCUCUCAUGAUCUACGGCAUUCGAUGUCAACUGUUUCACAAGUUCAGCAUUACGGAGUCCGACUGGUACCGCAUCAAGCAGAGCAUCGACUCCAAGUGUCGCACAGCCUGGCGCCGAAAGCAGCGAGGACAGAGUCUGGCGGUUAAGAGUUUCUCGAGACGAAACACAGGAUCGCAAAGCAGUUCAGCAGAUGGAGUCUCUGCUGCGGAGACGUCAGCUAUCGAGACCUCAACUCAGCAGGCCUUGCAUUACGCUUUGGCCGGUACGGCACAACAAGUACAGAUCCACCGUAUAGGAGAAGACGGACAAGUGCAAGUUAUUCCACAGGGACACCUCCACAUCGCUCAGGUGCCACAGGGGGAACAGGUGCAGAUUACCCAGGACAGCGAGGGCAACCUACAGAUCCACCAAGUGCAUGUUGGUCAAGACGGACAGGUAAACGUUCUGAGAGGACCACAGCUGAUAGCGGUGGCGUCGGCCGACGGGAGCGGCGCGGUCGAAGCAUCUCCUCUCCAGGCUAAUGAUAUUCAAGUCCAAUACGUCCAGCUUGGAGCAGUGACUGACCAUGCUGGUGCAGUACAAACGGAAGCUUUGACUCCAGCGCUGCAGUCGGAGAUGGAGGUGAAGGAAGCCAUGCAGCUCCAGCAAGCCGAGAACGGAGAGGUGGUCCAACUCCAGAUGCCCGUCAACACCGUCAACACAUGAGACGUUCACACGCAGACCUUCUCACGCUUAAUAAACAUAAAUAUUCAGCAGGAGAAGGGGGGGAACGAACACCAGAACUCUCAAACAAAAUCCAGUCUCCAGUCAAUACUUAUUAGCUAAAUCCAAGUAAAGCAAAACCAGUUUAACGCGCAACUCAAAAUUACUGUCAGUCCCCCACCCAUAACAGUCAUAGCAUCCAAUUCGCUUAGUAACUUAUAAGCAAUGUUGGAUUCAUUGUUGGCUCAUCGGUUUUAUCUAGCGUUGAUCAAAGCAAAGUCUUUUCUUCAUAAGCAAAGAACGGAGAUUUGAUAACACUGUCGAACUUUGAAGUGUUUACAUAAUCCGACUUUUUUUGUGUCAAUUCUUUUUUUAUUAUCUGAUAUUAAAGGAAAACACCACCGUUUUUCAAUAUUUGACUAUGUUCUUACUUCAACUUAGAUGAAUUAACACAUAUCUAUCUUUUUUCAAUGCGUGCACUUUUAAUCUUUGUACAGCGCUUCUUGAAUGUGUUAGCAUUUAGCCCCAUUCAUUCCUAUGGCUCCAAAAUAAAGUUUUAUACUUACUUGUGUAACUACUUAUGUAUCAGUCUUUAAAUAGGGAAAACAUGGAAGUGUUUGGUGGCUUCUAAAUUCAUCCCUGUUUGGAUCCUAAGGAAUGAAUGGGGCUAGGCUAAAUGCUAACAUGUUCACGACGCGCUGUACGAAGAUUAAGUGCACGGAUUGAAAAAAUAUAGGUAUGUAUUAAUUCAUCUAAGUUGAGGUAAAUACAUAGUAAAUAUUAAAAAACGGUGGUGUUUUCCUUUAAAAGCCUUAGAUAGAUAAUCUUUCGGUUUCAUUGUCCUUUCGUGAUGUUUAUUUUAAUUUUUUGCCGUGUGUGUAUGGGUAGUGACGAUAUUUAAGGGCCGCCUUUUUCUCCCUUUAUCAAUAUCGAUUUGUUUUCCUAUUAGUUAACCUUUAUUGUACAAAAAACCCCUACUGAAAGUGUUGUGAUGCAUUUUUAGGGCAGUUUACUAAAACACAGCAAAAACGACGAUAAUAAUCCUGUGUUUAUGUAGUAUAUGAAAUAUGUACUUUUUCAUAAAUAUAUAUUUGUGUAUGAAGGAUUUGUUCAAAAAAUAUAAAAUGAUUUGUUGUUUUCA
This is a messenger RNA of Paramisgurnus dabryanus, 2802 nucleotides long. It is a transcript of the gene banp, whose product is annotated as BTG3 associated nuclear protein. Gene Ontology annotation, biological process: protein localization to nucleus; negative regulation of protein catabolic process. Lineage: Eukaryota; Metazoa; Chordata; Actinopteri; Cypriniformes; Cobitidae. The record is from RefSeq and is a predicted model, not a curated record. Gene Ontology annotation, molecular function: DNA binding.